AUGACGUUGACCAUUGGUGAGGAGACCAAAUCCAGACUAAGAUCGCUAAGCGGGAAUACUAGUUCGUUGCUAAAUUUAAACAAACGCAAGAAGAAGAACAAGGAAAAGAAAAAGGAUAAGGACAAGAGUCAACCAAAGUCUCAGGGCAAUACACGUGUGCUACGGUCUACGAGUCUGAAACCCAAUGUCAAUGAUGAUGCAUCUGCAUUAUCGUCGAAUUCGAGCUAUGAUAAGGUGUAUUUGAUGGAUGGGAGUGACCAUAAAGCAGGAUCUGCGAAUCAUGCCUCUGAUAAGAACAAUGUUUCAAGCACGGGUUCAGGUAUCCAAAGCAUCAAGAUUCGUAGUAGCAGACAGUCUGGCGAAAAGUCAAGAUCGAGGUCGCUGAGGAUUUCUACAUCAUUGUCGAGGCUUCCGAGAAAGAAUUCAUUAAAUGCAGGAAAUGAUACGUCUUCCACUGAGGGUUUCAAUCAAACUGCAAUGACAAGGGAAGAGAACACUGAUCCAUUGGGUUCGAGGUUACGGGUAAGCGAUAGCAAGGCUUCUCUAUCUGACGUACCAUCAACGACUCUGUUCACCAAAUUCAAGUCUUCGAAAAGUGAUAGUGCGACUCCCGUAAAGAGUAAGCCAGACGAAUCUGAUUCCGGCCUCUUUUCAUCGCUAAUAUCGGCUGCACAUAACGCUGCUAACCAUUUGAUACCCAAAAGUUCACUGAAGAGUAGUAGCAGCCUUUACGAUGAACCGUCCAAUGGAGAUAGAACUCAGUUGCUGACUUCUGGUAUUGGUGGUACAGAUACAAGUAAUGAUCCAUACAACCAUACAGGCUCAUUUCUGAAUCAUUUAGACUUCCUUCUUGCUCCCAGCUCGAAUAAUGAUUAUUUACUGAAGAAGGCGACGACACUAGACACCCUUAAUACCAGCGACUCCUCUACAUCUUCCAUUUCUCAACAAAUGACUAAUCCGUCUUCUACCGUGCCGUUAUACGAUGAUAGCGAUCAAGAUGGUAAUAACAGUGAUGAUAUUGGUUCUGUGGGAACUUUCAUGGAUAAAGUCAAAUUUACAUCAGUAAAGCAAGAUAAUGCCCCCCCAAUUUCGACCUUUGGGAGGGGAAAUCUAACUUUAGAUGCCAUUGAAAAGGACAAAGAUGAUCUCAAGUCCACCGGCUUUCAUACACCAAGUGUGCUGAUUACCACAGACCAACCAGAUCGACCGGUAUCGUCUCCGUCCCCACUCUCAAUGCCUAAUGAUGAUGCAAAUACGGACAGCAAUACAAAUUCUGCCAGUCCUUCAUUCGAAAAAACUAGGCCGAGGAACGGUAGGUCAAGACGCCCCGAAGUGUUGAGAGAUUUAACUAUGAGAUCAUUGUCGCCUGCUGCAGCUACGAAAUUAUUUACAGCACCCCUAAGAAAUUCAUUUUCGGGCAGAAACAUGACAAGAGCGAGUAGCAUAUCCAAGACCAGUGAUAUUGUUCAACCACCUGGAGGACCAACACGCCUGUCAACUUCGGACAUUCCAAUAAAGAGAAAAACUGAAGAACCAGAACUUCAAGGCAUUGAAUAUGCAAGUGCUAAGCGUAAUACAGAUUUCCAUACAAUCUUUAAAGACACCGUAGUAUCUCCAAUUGAAAGAUUAAUAGCGGAUUACAGUUGUGCUUUAUCAAAAGAUAUUCUCAUUCAAGGUAGGUUAUACAUAUCUGAUAGACACAUUUGCUUUUACUCGAAUAUUUUGGGAUGGAUGAAGACUGUUGUAGUUCCAUUCAAAGAGAUAGUUCAGAUCGAACAAAAGAACACUGCCGUAUUAUUUCCUAAUGCCAUAUCGAUACAAACCUUACAUGACAAGUUCCUGUUUGCAUCUUUCAUAUCAAGGGACAGUACAUUUGAUCAAAUUAUGGAUAUAUGGAAUCAAACAAUAAUCAAUAAAAACUUCAAGCCUAAACGAGGUACUAUGGGAUCUGCCGAUCUGAUGAAUGAUGAGAAUCUGACUCUUGAUAGUGAAGCUUCAAGCAUGGAUUACGAUGAUGAGGAUGUUCAGACUAACGACCGGACUUCCACAUCUAUCACUGAUUCCUAUGGUAACCGUGAUGAAAGUGAUUCGUACGAUGACGACGAUACCGAUGACAUAAAUCCAGAUGAUAUGACAAGUAGCUCUGAGGAAAGCACAAAUAGCGUGUCUGACGAGGCAAGACCCUCAGGACUUUCCAAAAGUUCAAAUUCUCAAAGCUCAGCACAGUUGGGUCCUUCGAAACAUGAGCCGACUACUCCCGACUACACGCCAAAAGAAAAUGAACGAGAAAUGGGGGAGACCAUUUUGAACGCCCCUCUUGGUACAGUGAUAAAUAUACUCUAUGGCUCAGAUGUCCAAUACUUUGAUCGAAUAUUAAAAGCUCAAGGCAACUAUGAUAUCUCCAAAUUUAAUGAAAUAAUCCAAUCCAAAAAAAGAGAAUACGUGUACACUAAACCAAUUUCCGGUAGUAUAGGUCCAAGUAAAACUCGCUGUGAGAUUACUGAAUCAAUCGACAAGUUAGAUCUCAAAAAUUACGUGCAGGUCACACAAGUCUCGAAAACUCCCGAUAUACCUUCGGGUAAUUCCUUCGUUGUUAAAACAAUAUUCUUAUUCUGUUGGGCUGAUGACAAUUCAACCAAGGUGAAAGUGUAUACUUACGUGGACUGGUCUGCUAAGAGUUGGAUCAAAGCGGCUGUUGAAAAGGGAACCUUUGACGGAAUAAAAUCUUCUACGAAAAUUCUUUUCGAGGAACUUGAAGACAUCAUCGAGGAAAACAAAGGUAAGAGCAGCUCCCCAGAUAACAGAAAGGAUAUUGAAGAGGUUUUAUCUUCACUACCAUGUUUGGGACCUAAGGAACACGAACCAACCGAAUGCACUUUUGAAAAAUCAAGCGGCUAUGAAAUUAUUGACGAUAAAAUAAGUUUCAAGUCUCCUGUUGGUACCAUCUUCCAAUUAAUAUGCGGAGAUGAUACCUCAUACAUGAAGAGAAUAUUGGAAAGGCAAAAGAAUAUUGAAAUAUCUGAUAUCCCACCAUUUCAGAAUAAGACUAGAAAGUACACAUACGUCAAGCCGCUACCAGGAUCAAUUGGUCCAAAGCAAGCAAAGUGUUACAUCGAAGAGAAGAUUGAAUCUGAUGAUGUUAACACGUGUAUGGUACUUGAACAAAUAUCAAAGACACCAGAAAUCCCAUCUGGUAAUUCAUUCGAAGUGCAUACCAAAUUCUACUUCUCCUGGGGAGAAAAAAACACCACCAAUGUCUUAGCAGCAACGAACAUUGAAUGGACUGGGAAAAGUUGGAUCAAAUCGGCUAUACAAAAAGGAUCUAUAAACGGACAGAAAGCUAGCGUUCAGGAUAUGGUAGCUGAAAUAAAAGACAUUCUUUCUUCUGCGUCGUCAACAACGAAAAGAAGACCAACGAUAUCUAGAAGGAAAACUGAAAGAUCCAGGUCAAAGAGGAAAACCAUAUCAAAGUCAAGGGAACAACCAGAAGUACAGAAUGGCGGAUUAUAUGCAACUGUCCAAGAAAUAUAUGGUAUUGUUAAGGAUCUAGUUGCUGACUUACCUCCUAUUAUUCUUGCUGCUGCUGCUGUAGUGCUGCUUAUACUAAUCAUAUUUGUCCCUAGACUCUGUUCGAGUUUAUUCCACAGAAGCCCAUCGCCUCAUUUCGUUAGUCCCAGUACAAUUGUUAUGGACGGGGAGGAGUACUAUGUUCUGCCUGCCAUGGAAACGUAUUAUGGAAGGAAUAGGCGUGGUAAUAAAAAUAAGCCAUUCAGUAAACUUUAUUCUGAUUCUGAAUAUGAUCUAUGGAAUUGGAUUGAUUCACACAGCGGCUCGGAACUAAACAAAAAAUCUGGACCGAAUUUAGAUGUCAAUUACAAUAUAAACAGUACUAUUCCUUUAAACAAAGCUGUGGAACAUAAGAAGCAAAAUUUAAAAGAGGUUAUCAGAUUAACUGAGUUACAAUUAAUGAAGCUAAAAGAAAAAGCAAAUUUAACCGAUAACUCGACUUAA
This is a messenger RNA of Kluyveromyces lactis, 4011 nucleotides long. RefSeq names its product Ysp2p (gene YSP2). Gene Ontology annotation, biological process: intracellular sterol transport. The record is from RefSeq and is a predicted model, not a curated record. Bases 1 to 4011 code for a protein of 1336 amino acids. NCBI's taxonomy places the organism in Eukaryota, Fungi, Ascomycota, Saccharomycetes, Saccharomycetales, Saccharomycetaceae. Gene Ontology annotation, molecular function: sterol transfer activity; sterol binding. Gene Ontology annotation, cellular component: endoplasmic reticulum membrane; endoplasmic reticulum-plasma membrane contact site; plasma membrane. The transcript has a single exon.